Molecule: messenger RNA, 2175 nt
Organism: Esox lucius (northern pike)
Lineage: Eukaryota; Metazoa; Chordata; Actinopteri; Esociformes; Esocidae
Product: V-set and transmembrane domain-containing protein 2-like protein
Exons: 4
Coding region: 206-850 (214 amino acids)
Source: RefSeq, a predicted model, not a curated record
CGCCUCAGCAGGGGAUGCUUGCUUGUCGACGCGCCAGGAACCAAUAGUCCUUGUAAUAUCGAGCAGAUUAGUCAACACUUUUUGUCGGGGGGCUGUUUUGUAUUUCGGAAAGGGCUGUCAUCCGGGACGGAUUCGGAUAUUAUUUAAUUUACGUUCUCCGCCUAAUGUGAGAUUUUGUUCCCCACUUGAAACAAGAACAAAAGCCAUGGGAGCAUUUGGAGUGAUAAUAGGGAUGUUACAUUAUAUGGGACUCUAUAUUCAACUUAAUGCUGCUUCUAAACCGGCUGUGUACGCCGAGGUGGACAAUCACAUAUCUGGAAAUGCUCUGUUCACUGAGGUUCCACAUGACAUCACAACCCAGAGUGGUCAGGACGUGGAGAUGGCCUGUUCAUUCCGGGGGGCGGGCCCUUCCUACUCCCUGGAGAUCCAAUGGUGGUACAUGAAGAACCACAAAGACUGGCCAGAAAAACCCGCCUGGACCACCAAUCAGGUGGUGACGAUGGAAGAGAUGUCUAAGGACGCCACCAAAAUCAGCGUCGUGAAAGUCGCCGGGAGCAACAUCUCCCACAAGCUCCGCCUCUCCAGCGUCAAGCGGUCAGACGAGGGCACGUACGAGUGCCGCGUCAUCGACUUCAGUGGAAGCGUGGCGCAGCACCACCGGGUCCGGGCGUACCUCCAGGUGGAGGCCGAGCAAAGCCCGGGCCGUGGGUCAGGGGACCCCCAGGCCCAGGAGCCCCGACAUGGGGGACAGGGAAGCCAGGCACACCCCCACCAAACAGAGGCCCGGGAACUGAAGAGGCGCUCCACUGACGAUAGCACCACGGACUGCUCAGAGAGCUGUGUGCUCUAGAGUCCUUAGUCUGCUGACAUGGGUCCAGACAGGAAAAAAAGGAGUGCAUGUUCCCGGUUAUCUUUGAUUGGCCGAUCAUCCGAUUGUUUUAACACAUGAAGAGAAAAAAACUGGACUCUUCGCGCUUCAUUUCUUAUUCUGUUUUUUUGGUUGUUGGUUUGUCUGAUGUUUGUUUCUGCUUGUUUGGAGUCUAAUUGUUUGAGACUGGUGUGUUCUGUUGGUUUUCAAUGUGGUUGUUUCUCAUUGCUUUUGCUUUUUCCACACUUACUGACUCUGGGGCUGAAAUGGUUGAACUAAAGCGUUGUUGCGUGGAGACAAUGAAGGUUAGGCUUGCGUCUCCUUUUUUUGAUAUGCACUGUUAAGAUAUUAAUGGAAUGGGACAAAGCAUAUACAGUAGUCGGAGCCCAUCCAAGUAUUUCCCUAUCUAUAGUUAUGACAUGAAAGAGACAUGGAAAGAAAAUUAUUCAGAAGUAUGUAGAGAGAGAUUUUUGUCUCAAUGACAAUUUAAAAUGCCUAGUUUCUCCAUUGUGUUUUGUGGUAAUGUUUGCCAACAAUGCUGCAGUAUUUACAAAUAAAUCAUACUUUUUAACUCAUCAAGCUCUUUUGAAAGAACUUGGAAAGGGGUUUGCACUUAGUUUUUGAUUUGAUGUUUUCUAAGAGAAAUCUGUAUGAAUAUAGUGUGACUUUCUAAACCAGAUCUAAAAUGUUCACCAUAAACCCAAACAUACAUGUAUGCCUUCACCACUUUGAAUAAACUGUAUGUUGUCUUCACACUAUAAACACAUACACACACACACAAUAAAAAAUGUAAUACUUGAUUCAACGUAAAAGACAACUAGCUGCAAUUGUGUGGUGUUUGCACAACAACGCGUGAAGUUUUUGUUGAGCAAACACUUAUUGAAGCUUACAUGGUUGCCUUGCAUUUGUACUUUGGAUCGAGUUUCUUUCUUUUUUUGACAGUUCAGAACAAAAUGUAUUUAGUGCUAAGUAACCAAAUGAAUCAUAUGACAUAUAUUGAGCUGGUUUCAUGGACCCAGAUUAAGCCUGUUCUAGAGUAAAAUCCCUGUUGAGAAUGACUUAUUCUCUGACUAGACUCAAUUGGUGUCAGAGAAACCUGCCCAGUUGUUAAUCCUUGCUUUUCUUGUCUUUGUAUUCCUAAGUGGCGUCGGGCUAUUUGGUGUAAUGAUCUCAUCGGUAGAGUAAAAAUAACAGAAAACUUGGGGUUUUAUUUACUGAUCAUAUUUCUCCUCAUGACUGUGUUUGUUUUGAAUCUAAGUGCUGCUGUUUGUAUAUCUAUUCUGUUAAAUACAGUCAUUUGAUGGGAA